Lecanosticta acicola is the source of this 1173-nucleotide messenger RNA. NCBI's taxonomy places the organism in Eukaryota, Fungi, Ascomycota, Dothideomycetes, Mycosphaerellales, Mycosphaerellaceae. The record is from the annotation of a GenBank genome assembly.
AUGCGGCUCCUUGACGUGGAAACACUCGAAUUCCAGGACUUUAAUGGAGCAAUACCUCCGUAUGCCAUCGCUUCGCACCACUGGCUCGAUUCAGAGGCGACUUACCAUGAAGUCCGCGACGGUCUCAAGCAGGAAAGCACUGGGUUCCGAAAAGUCAAAGGCUUUUGUGAUGCAGUCAAAAAGCUUCAAGCGGCGGGUGAAAUCAAAUGGCUGUGGAUGGAUACCUGCUGCACAAACAAGGCCGACUUCACUGAGUUUUCUGAAGCCAUCAACUCCAUGUUCCGAUGGUAUGCGGAAGCUUCCAUUUGCAUUGCCUAUCUAUCCGAUGUUGACAGCCUGGAUUCAUCUCCGGAAUGGGUCAUGCGGCAGUUCUGGCGCAGCGAAUGGUUUACUCGUGGCUGGACAUUACAAGAGCUCCUCGCGCCGAAGCUGGUUCUGUUCCUCAACCGAGACUGGGAACCUCUAGGACACAAGGCCCCUAGAGCAGGGCUGUGGGAUGUUGAAGCGUUAAAGCUGAGUACAAGAUUACUCGGAUUCAACCUGAGUGCACACAUUUCAAAGAUCACCGAAAUCCCAGAGCGCGUGCUAUUCGACGUCAGGAAAUCGAAUGACUACAGCAUCGAGGACAGAAAAGCUUGGAUGGAGGGUCGCACUACCACGAAGCCCGAAGACUUGGCGUAUUGCCAAUUCGGCCUCUUUGGCAUCUUUCUCCCCCUCAUCUACGGCGAGAGAGAGAAUGCCAUGGAACGCCUCGAGGAAGAACUGCAGAGGAAGAAAACGCGCUUACAGCCCAUUGAAAUUCAGCUGUCUGCCCAGUCGCCGAAGAGUCCGAAAGCUCUGAAACCACCCACGCCAGAGACUCCACUCGACCGCAGACGCUCGACCAAGUUUGUCCGCGGUGAAGCGCCUUACAAGAGAACGAUCACAAUAGACGACAGAGUCGGCUCCCGCACCUUCGAGACCACCGUCGACUUACGAUUUACGAUCGGGCAGUUCAAGCUCCUCUUGGCGAAAGAAGACUGGAUAGGAAGGCCGUGGAGUGAGUUCGGCCUCUCUUUCUUCGAUAAAGACGGGAAGAGAAUCCCGCUGAUCUCGCCUGCGCCACAGUGCUACGAGACAAAAUUGAAAGAGCUCAAUGGCUUGUACAAAGUCACGGUAAAGACUGUGGAGUGA